UCUCUCUCUCUCUGGUUCGCCGUCGCCGUCGCCGUCGCCGUCGCCGCUGCCGCCUGCUCUCUCUCUCUCACGCUUGUUUGUCGGCGCCUUCUGUUUGAGAAAUCCGUCACAAGCGCCUGAUCUUCAAACAACAAUCCGCUCCAGGACGGGGGGAGGACCCGCAAAAUCACAUUAGUGGAAAAGGUGUCUAGGGUUUCAUUAACAAUAUCAAAAAAGGGAAAGGAUUUUACUGGCAUUUGGCAAUUCUAAGUGAGUUUUAAUUUGCUUGCAAUCAUGUCGGUGACUGCGGGAGUCAGUGACACUGUGAUUGCAAUCCGAGAUAAACUCCGUGGCAAGAUUGGCCAAACCAAGGUCAAGAGGUACUGGCCUGGGAAGGCACCUGAAUGGGCUGAUGAUGCUGAUGAAGAUGUAGAUAUUAAAAGCUCACGGACUGCUGCGCUUGAGAAAGCGUUUCCAAGGCAGGAAGAGUCUGAUAUUGCCAUCAAGAAGGAUGAUCGCCGAUUGCGCCGUUUAGCCGAGAGCAAGAUUGAUAAUAAGGAUGAAGUGAGAGCUGAUCACCGGCGGAUUAGGCAAGCAGAGAUUAUCUCCACUGUUGAAGAGGAGAACAAUCGACAGGAAGGUUUGGACUUGGAUGAGGAUGAGGAUGCAUUGGAGGAGAGGAGGAGGAGAAUUCGAGAAAAGUUGCUUCAGAGAGAGCAGGAAGAGGCUGCUAUCCUUCCUGAGGAAGAGGAGGAAGUGGAGGAAGAAGAAGAAGAGGAAUCUGAGUAUGAGACUGAUUCUGAAGAGGAGCAGAUGGGUAUUGCCAUGGUGAAGCCAGUCUUCACUCCAAAGUUACAGCGUGACACUAUUGCAGAGCGUGAGAGGCUAGAAGAAGAAGAGAGGCGGCUUGAAGAGUUGGUUAAGAGGAGGAUUGAGGAGCGGAAGGUUGAGACAAAGCAAAUUGUUGUGGAAGAGAUAAGGAAAGACCAAGAGAUUCAAAAGAACUUGGAAAUGGAUGCAAAUACCGGUGAUGUGGACACAGAUGAUGAAGUGGAUGAGGCCAAGGAAUAUGAGGCUUGGAAGGCUAGAGAGCUUGCAAGGAUUAAGAGGGAUCGUGACGACAGAGAGGCAAGGUUGAAGGAGAAAGAGGAGAUUGAGAAGGUUAGGAAUAUGACGGAGGCUGAGCGGCAGGAAUGGGAGAAAAAGAAGCCUGCCAAACCACAGAAGCAGAGAUGGAGGUUCAUGCAGAAGUAUUACCACAAGGGUGCUUUCUUCCAAUCAGAAGCUGAUGACCAUGCCGCCACAGUUGGUUCAGAUGAUAUAUUCGAAAGAGAUUUCUCAGCACCCACUGGGGAAGAUAAGAUGGACAAGACUAUACUGCCUAAGGUGAUGCAAGUCAAGCAUUUCGGUCGCAGUGGGAGGACUAAAUGGACACAUCUGGUUAACGAGGAUACGACUGACUGGAACACACCGUGGACUUCUAAUGGCCCACUAAGAUCGAAGUAUGAUGAAAAAAUGGCCGCCAUGAGAGCACCAAUUGCAAAACCAAAAGGAAGCAAGAAGUUGAAGGACUGGGAGACCAAGUAGUUCGAUUCCUUAUUUUGCUUAAAAGUGAUUCUGCAUGUCUUAUUCACAUUGGCUUCUUUUGAGUAAUUUGAAGGACAUGUAAUAUGAGUUAUCUCAACUACCUGUUGCUAGAGUGUUUUACAUGUAAUGGCACGGUUUGAUCCAUUGGUUCAACACUUGAUUUCGUUUGUUUUAGAAACCGCAUACCAAGGGAUGCAAAAGUAAGCCUCAGAAUAUUUUCGUUUGUUUUAUUUUCAUAACUCUAGAGUUCCUCAGUUUGUAGUGCUAGAAUAUGGAGAACAGAGUAUAGAUUUUAUGCCCUAGAGGCUUGUUUUGGGCUGUUCUGUUUAUGUUUAACAUGCUUAUAAUUAUUAAGUCUCCCGCUUCAAGGA
This is a messenger RNA of Dioscorea cayenensis subsp. rotundata (Guinea yam), 1937 nucleotides long. Its product is annotated as microfibrillar-associated protein 1-like. Gene Ontology annotation, biological process: mRNA splicing, via spliceosome. Gene Ontology annotation, molecular function: RNA binding. Gene Ontology annotation, cellular component: U2-type spliceosomal complex. The record is from RefSeq and is a predicted model, not a curated record. NCBI's taxonomy places the organism in Eukaryota, Viridiplantae, Streptophyta, Magnoliopsida, Dioscoreales, Dioscoreaceae.